CUUGUUAGUGCUCACGCCUGUACCUGUUGGCUAAUACGUCGGGCUGAGACACCUGUUAGACAGAGAAAGACUUUUCCUCUGUUCACACCAACCACGCUCACUAGGACACAGAUCCUCAACAAAUCUUCCUGUGCUGGAUAUAAAGUGACAGCAGUGGCCUGCAAAGAAAAGAGAAAAAAGAAGAGAGCGAGAACCCCGUGAAACAAGCAUGUCAAAAGAGGGAGACAGAGCGUCCGUGCUGCGUACCACCAAAGUCCGGACAAGGCUGAGGGGAGACGCCAGCUGGUUGCAACGCAGCAAUGACUCUAAGGAUGAAACGCAAGAGGAGAAACCAUGGAUAGCAGAAGUUAAAGCCAGCCGUCUGAGCGGAGCCCCUGCUGACACCAGUCCAGUGUCUUCGCCAACAAAUUCUACUCCGCCACCAACCAAGUCUGACACGGAGAGGCAGCCAACAUCCGGAUACCUUAUCAGGGGUGUUUUCACUAAAGUGGACAAGCCUCCUCCAUCCUCACCAUCUAACGGCUUUAGCAAAACACCGCAAUUCAACAAAAAGCCUUCAGAGACCUACAAGAAAAUAGCCCCCCACACUGUGCGGUCUGCUGCAGAGAAACAGGAGGGCCAGCUUAGCCUCGAGGAGCUGGAGAAGCGGACGGAGAAAGCCAGUAAUGUUCUGACGAAAUCUGCAGCCAGGCAACGGUCUUACGUGCUUUCAGCUGCAAAGAAAUACGAGUCUCAAGAAACGCCUGACACAUCGCUCAGCAAUAGCAGUCCAGCAUUUGUGGCUACAAGGGUGGAGAUUACUGAUGAUGAUGAGCCUUCUGAGACUCCUGCACCUGCCAGCGCUGUGCUGCCAUCCCCUGUUGUUCCUGUCACAUCUGUUGCAUCCAAGCCUGCGCCCGAACCUCAGAAAAUUGCUGACACCAGCACUAAGACAGCUGCUGCUGUGAGUGUUAAUGAGCCGGUUGCUCCAAAGUUGGAGAAGAAGGCCACCCCAGAGCCUGCAAAAGAAGAGACCCCUCAAGUGUCUGUUACACAAGAACAGCCAACUUUUGACACCAAGGUGGCUGCUCCCCUCCCUGAACUAAUCAAAGAUUGUCUUCAAGUAGCCUCUAAAGAGCCACAACCCAAAGAGUCUGGGCAGACUAAAACGCCUCUGGUUGAUCUUUCGCCACCAUCAAAACCCCCAAUAUCAUCUAAUCAAAAGUCCCCUGAGUCGACCACUGCAACGUCUCCUGUCCCGACCUCCACUGUCACCAAGUCACCUGCACCUGUGUCCCCCGAUGUGACUUCAACUCCUGAAAAAUCAGAUGUCAAAGUGUCUCCUGUCCCGACCUCCACUGUCACAACCUCCACUGUCCCGACCUCCACUGUCCCGACCUCUACUGUCACCAAGUCGCCUGCUCCUGUGUCCCCUGAUGUGGCUUCAACCCCUGAAAAAUCAGAUGUUAAAGUGUCCUCUGUCCCAACCUCCACUGUCACCAAGUCACCUGUCCCAGUGCCUGCUGUAACAGAAUCUGGACUGAACACAAAACCUGAACCCAAAAUGGAACCAGAGCCACAGACUAAAUUGCCUCCAAAACCAAGCUCCGCUGCUGACACGCUCCCUGCUCUGUCCAACACUCUGAUUUCUUUCGACACCAGUUCAUCCAGUAGCUUUAAGAAUGAUGAGGAAGCCCUGGCAAACCAAAAAGGAGACUCAGCGGACGAUCACCCCACAGAGAACAGUGCUGAACAGAAGCCAGAUUCAGAGCUCAACAACUGUGAACCAAUAACAGACGAUCUCCUGGGUUUCACUGAUGGUCCAGAGGAGCCAGCAGAGCCUGUUCCCCCCAGCCCAGGACGCUGGAGUCAGGAUCUGCUUGGUGGAAUGGACAGUAAGCCAAACCCAGUGAAGACCAGCGGCACUCUGGAUCUUCUGGCAAAUGAUGUCAUUGUAAGAGGCACAGAGGCACACAGCCUCAGCAUGCAGCGAGAGGAGGAGAAGCAGACAGACAAGACAGCCAAAGAAACACAAAGUGAAGAGGACAAUGCGGAUCCCUGGAGCUCACGUGUGACAACAGUGACAACCGUAGUCACUAAAUCAAGCUCGGCUGAUCCAUUUGAUCCAUAUCCGAUAGGGACCACAUCCCCUAACAGCUCCUCUGACCUGCGCCAGCCCCUCUCUGAUAGUUCCAUCAACAGUAUGGGCAGUAAUGCCUUGCGGUCCCUUGCAGAUGACAUCAUCCCUUUCAACACUGACAAAACAAGCACUCAGCGGUCAUGGGAAACCAACACAGUCCAGGAGUCGAACACAGAGGAGAGCCAAGAAGCGCAACCAGAAGCAGAAGGCCAAGCUGAAGAUCAACAGACAGUCAUCAUGUUUGAGAGGAAGUCCCUUGAGAAUGACUCUCCGUGGGACCGAUGGACAUCACCGACUGUCUAUACCAUCCCCACAGAAGAGGAGGAGGACGACGACGAAGAAGAAGAAGAAGAGAAGCAAGAAGAGGAGCAGGGAAGGUAUCUUCGCACUGAGGAUACACAAACGGUCACAACUAUCACUACCAUCAGGGAGAUACGCAGUGAGCCUGAGCCCUCCAUGGAUCGUUUUGAUACCUAUUCCAGGACCAUAAGAGAAGAGGAGCAGAGAGUCAAAACCCCAGAGCCUGAAACCAAAAAGCCGUUUGUGUUUGUGAAGGAGUAUGUCAAUGCAACGCAGAACCCCAGAGACACGCUCAAUAGGUCAGAUUACCUGACUUCAAGCUCCACCAGCUAUUCUUACAGCAGCCCAUCUCUUUACUCCAGCUACUCCAGGAUCCCACCGUCAUCUACCUGUACAUACUGCGGAGAGCAGGUGGGAAAUGAUGCCAAGAUUACCAUUGAGCACCUCAACAUCAACUGCCAUCCUUCCUGCUUCAAGUGUGAUAUGUGUAAGAAACCCAUGGGAGACCUUCUCCACAGUAUGUUCCUGCACGGUGGGAAAGUCCACUGCGAGACCUGCUACAGGGCCAUCUGAUCAUCAAGAGCUUCGCAGACCUCCUCUCUCUCCUUUCUGUCAUGUUAAUUCGCGCACAAAGCGAGAACUGCUCUUUUUUUCAAAGUUUGCACUGCAUUUGUUUGAACUCCUGAUUCAUGUAGCUUAAAGUGACCGGCGAGUAUGAUUUCUUAAACUUGAUAAUGACAUAUUUUAAAACCUUGCGUUGUGUUUUGAUGGUGGUGAAAGCUUUAUCUGCUUCGGUUUACUAUGAAGGAUACGUCUGUCCAACAUCACACACGGAUGUGAACAGAUUAAUACUGGUGAGAGGGAUACAAGAAUUUAGCAACAAUAGGAAAUAAAAUAAAAAAAGAACUUGGUUACAAAAUGUUUACUUAAUUUUUGCUCUUCUUGAUACAAAAUAGUGUUUGCAUGUAUGAUGCUUUGUUAGCAAAAUAAAACAAUUUCUAUAA
Messenger RNA from Pundamilia nyererei, 3423 nucleotides. It is a transcript of the gene znf185, whose product is annotated as zinc finger protein 185 with LIM domain. The coding region runs from base 209 to 2992 and encodes 927 amino acids. The record is from RefSeq and is a predicted model, not a curated record. The transcript is spliced from 33 exons. Lineage: Eukaryota; Metazoa; Chordata; Actinopteri; Cichliformes; Cichlidae.